AUGGCUGUUACUCGAGAAGAACUCUCUGUGGGGUGCUACGCAUACAACUAUGCACUCUUCGGCAAAUCUGGAUAUGGUUACGUACCAUCACUCGGGGCGGGCAUAUUCUUUUGCGUAAUAUUCGCUGAGGUGAUAGGCUGGGCGGGUCGUACAUGGUCAUCUCAAUGCCCAUACAACGCCAAUGCCUUUCUUAUGCAGAUCACAACUUUGAUUAUCGCACCGACUUUUAUUACCGCCGGACUGUAUCUUAUUCUAGGCCAAAUGAUUCGAGUGGCCGGCAGACACACUUCCCCGAUCGGUCCGCGAACGUACCUCCUAAUAUUUUCGACCUGUGAUGUGAUAUCCCUUGUGAUACAGGCCGUGGGGGGAGCCAUGGCUUCGAUAGCGACAAGUGCGGACCCCCCAAAAGAUACAACCCCAGGAACACACAUCAUGGUGGCUGGAAUCGUCUUUCAAAUGGCCUCAAUUACCGCCUUUGCGGUUCUAUUUACCCUGUUCGUCGUACGUUCGCGGAGCAGUAACCUGCCUCGCAAGAGCUAUUUCUUGGUUGGAGCAACCGCGUUCUCGACCGUUAUGAUUUACGUCAGAAGCAUAUACCGAACUAUCGAACUUAGUCAGGGCUGGACUGGAUAUCUCAUCACUCGCGAGCCUUACUUUAUUGUGCUAGAUGGCGUUAUGAUUGUGCUUGCAACUGGCGUUUUCAAUGUGAUCCACCCAGGAUGGUUUGGGUUGAGCAAGGUGCCUCUGGACUCGUCUACUGCGAGAACGGAGACAGCCAACAAGCCCAUUUCACCGCCAAUGGAGGAGAACAGUGCUGUAUCACAGUGA
This is a messenger RNA of Talaromyces rugulosus, 828 nucleotides long. RefSeq lists its product as uncharacterized. The record is from RefSeq and is a predicted model, not a curated record. Lineage: Eukaryota; Fungi; Ascomycota; Eurotiomycetes; Eurotiales; Trichocomaceae. The transcript is spliced from 3 exons. The coding region runs from base 1 to 828 and encodes 275 amino acids. Gene Ontology annotation, cellular component: plasma membrane; fungal-type vacuole.